ACCCAUAAUCCCCGCGGCGACUGAACGCGUCACUGAAUCAACAUGGCGGCGGCUAUGGCACUCGUAAGAGGUGUCCGAUUUGGUUCAUAUAGCAUCGGUAGAAGUCGCAGUUUAAUAUUUAACAGUUUGCAGAGACGAGGAAUAGCAGCUUGCGUUGAUCCCUCUAUAGGACUCACAGAUGAACAGAAAGAGUUUCAGAAGGUGGCAUUUGACUUUGCUGCCAACGAGAUGGCUCCACAUAUGGCAGAAUGGGACCAAAAGGAAAUUUUCCCAGUGGAGGCCAUGAGGAAAGCUGCCCAGCUGGGGUUUGGUGGGAUUUAUGUGAACCCUGAUGUUGGGGGGUCGGGACUCUCUCGUCUGGACACCUCUAUCAUAUUUGAGGCUUUAUCCACAGGCUGUGUCAGCACUACCGCGUACAUCAGUAUUCACAACAUGUGUGCCUGGAUGAUAGACACAUUUGGAAACAACGAGCAAAGGGAGAAAUUCUGUCCUGAUCUCUGCUCUAUGCAGAAGUUUGCUUCAUACUGUCUCACAGAACCCGGUAGCGGGAGUGACGCCGCCUCACUUCUAACCAGCGCGAAACUCCAAGGAGAUCAUUAUAUCCUGAAUGGCUCUAAGGCGUUCAUCAGUGGAGGUGGAGACACAGAUGUUUAUGUGGUCAUGUGCAGGACAGGUGAGAAGGGACCUAAGGGCAUCUCCUGCGUGGUGGUUGAAAAAGGAACUGCGGGACUCAGCUUUGGCAAAAAAGAGAAGAAGGUAGGUUGGAACUCGCAGCCAACCCGAGCCGUGAUAUUUGAGGACUGCGCUGUCCCAGUGACCAAUCGGCUUGGAGCAGAGGGGGAGGGCUUCAGCAUUGCCAUGAAAGGCCUAAACGGAGGCAGAAUUAAUAUUGCUUCUUGCUCUCUUGGAGCGGCACACGCAUCUGUGCUUCUGGCCCGAGAUCACAUGUGUGUGCGGAAACAGUUUGGAGAAACACUAUCAAACAGCCAGUUCCUGCAGUUCAAGCUGGCUGAGAUGGCCACUAAGCUGGUAGCUUCUCGGCUGCUGGUGCGUCAGGCGGCGGUGGCUCUGCAGGAGGGGCGACCAGACGCCGUCUCGCUCUGCUCAAUGGCCAAACUCUUCGUGACAGAUGAAUGCUUUGCAAUAUGUAACCAGGCCUUACAGAUACAUGGAGGUUAUGGUUACCUAAAGGACUAUGCAGUGCAGCAGUACGUCAGAGACAUUAGAGUACAUCAGAUAUUGGAGGGUACUAAUGAAGUGAUGAGGAUGAUCAUUGCGAGAAGUUUGCUCACUGAAUCAUGAUGCUCAUGAAUGGACUCCUGUACGGGACAAAACAGUUUGUGUCUUCAUUGU
Messenger RNA from Cyprinus carpio (common carp), 1353 nucleotides. RefSeq names its product acyl-CoA dehydrogenase family, member 8 (gene acad8). Gene Ontology annotation, molecular function: acyl-CoA dehydrogenase activity; flavin adenine dinucleotide binding. Gene Ontology annotation, biological process: lipid metabolic process. The record is from RefSeq and is a predicted model, not a curated record. Lineage: Eukaryota; Metazoa; Chordata; Actinopteri; Cypriniformes; Cyprinidae.